CAGAUUUUUGACAUUGUCGCCAAAAUUUUAGUGUUUAGCAAAAUGAAUUAGCAUAAUGCAGCAACCAAUUCCAUUUCACAUAAUUUGAAAUUCAUAAUGAGUAGACAUGGAACGAAACCUAAAAAACCUCAAAAGUUAAUAAUUCCAAAGGGUACGAUCGAUUUCAAUGAUACGGCUAUUAUAGAAAUUCCACCAGAAUAUAGAAACCAGGAUGUUGUUAUUGCUAAGAAGUCUAGAUCGUCUGUCCAUUCUCGGUCCAGAAUCGACGAAAGUUCUGGAAUUGGACCUAGAUAUUCUCAGAGAUCGAAUUAUUCCUCCCAGACUUACGAUCCCUGGUAUGACGAGGGCGUGGCUGAAUCUUCAUGCCAAACGACAUUGGACGAAACUGAUAUUGAAAGAUUAAUGGAGGACUUAGAAGCCUAUUAUCAAGCUCAGAAAAAAUUUCUUAUAAAAUCUUCAACGUUAUUUAGAAAAAAGGCAGAUGAAUACCAAAAUCAACAAACAGCUGCCCUCUGUGAUUGUUCGCGACAACAAGGAUGUUCCGGUGCUUCGCCAUCAGGUUGUACUUCAGUUAUUGUGUUAAAAAAUAAAUGUUUUGAAACCGAAGAUUCUUAUGCUAGUAUGAACAGAGCUCCUCAACCUGGUGGUACUAGAGCACGAGAUGCUUUUAGCGGUACAAGGAUAAAUGCAAGCCACCAUUACGAUGCAGAUUUAAGUACGUCUAGAAAUGUUCCAGCAGCUUCCCAUGUCAGCCAACCUUUUAGCUUUUUCUCUUACGGAGGUUCUGCUAAUGAAACAUUUCGCUCUCAAAAUGUAACUGUUCCACAAGAUACUACACGGCACGAUCUCAGUUAUGAUCUGUUUAGAGAAGGAGCAGGGAGAAGUUUUGAUGAAUCCAAAAGCGGUCCAAUAACUAGUUCACAGACACGAUUUGAUGCCACGAUUCCUGCGAAACCCAUUCUACGGAGAAAUAACGCAAACAGUAGUGGGGUAGCCGACAUGAGUACAGGAAAUUUUUCUUUUGGACAAAUGGAUGCUAGCACCUCGAGAGAUCAUCAAACUUUUCAAAAGCCUUCAUCGAAAUUUGCAACACUUAUGGCAGAUGACGACAUUAGGGCUCUCAGAAAUGAGUCCGAAACUGCCAGAAAGAGUUUAGAUGACAUGCCCGAUCAAUGUGACGAUAUUAACUGUCCUGCUAAGAUCCAGGAUCAAAAAUGAAAAUAAAACUAUCCGAAGAUUUAGUUAUAUUUUCACAUGUUUUAUAUCUUUCAAAUGAAUGUUUAUAAAUAUAUUUAA
Messenger RNA from Diabrotica balteata, 1296 nucleotides. The record is from the annotation of a GenBank genome assembly. Lineage: Eukaryota; Metazoa; Arthropoda; Insecta; Coleoptera; Chrysomelidae.